Wasmannia auropunctata (little fire ant) is the source of this 5833-nucleotide messenger RNA. Its product is annotated as mediator of RNA polymerase II transcription subunit 12-like. Gene Ontology annotation, molecular function: metal ion binding. Lineage: Eukaryota; Metazoa; Arthropoda; Insecta; Hymenoptera; Formicidae. Bases 3049 to 5247 code for a protein of 732 amino acids. The record is from RefSeq and is a predicted model, not a curated record. The transcript has 8 exons.
GUACGUCGCCGCCGUCGUCGUCGUCGUCCUCGUCACCCACGUCGUCGUCGCCGUCGCCGUCGUCGUUGUCGUGUUGCUGUAACAUUUGUCCAGGUCGCGCGUGCUUCGUAGUCAGUGGCUCGCUGAACUGACGUUUGACAUUUCCGGAUCGUCAGAAAACAUCAGAAACGCAUCGCGCGUGCGGAGUAGAGAAAGCGGAGAGAAGGAAGAGGCGAUCGAGAGAAAAGAGAAGCGGUGCGGGAAGCGCAGAAGGAAAGAGCAAGUGAGAGAAAGCGGCAGCGCGCGCGGAUCCGAGAGAGAGAGAGAGAGAGAGAAAAAAAAGCGGAGUAAUCGUGUGAUCGGGGAAAGCUGAUUAUGAGUUGGAACAUUGGUGCAGCGGCGGAUCAGCAGAGCGUACAGGAGCCGGCUAACGUGUGAGCGAGAGAGAGAGAGAUAAAAAGAGAGAGCGAGAGCGGUCAUUUUUUUUUCCAUUCGCGAUAAAUUCGCACGGAUACCGUACGAUCGUCGUCCGUGCGUCAAUCGUGUCUCCGCGAGAUCACAUCGGGAUUUUACGGUAAAAAGAGUGAGAAUACCGAGGAUACUUUUUUUCGGAGCAGUGGUGUUCGACAUAUAAAAUCGCAGAAAUAUAUCGCGGGAUAUAUAUAUAUUCGCGUAAGAGUGCCCGGCGGUAGUUUCCCACCUUGUGUUUUUGGUGACGCGCAGAGGAGUCCGCAGUCCGAUCUUCGGUGGAGAAGCGCAACGAGGGAGCGAGGGGAAAGAGAGAGAGAGAGAGAGAUUAAAUCUACAGCCGUCGACGAUCGCGAGAGAGCAUCCUCGCGCCAAGGUGACCGACAUCACCGGCAAGAUCGCGUCUGAAUCCUUCGCGUGUUCCGGAGCAAGCAGGAGCCGGAGUUCGACCGCGCGGGAGGAGUCAGCAGUGCGCCGAAUAAAUGACGUAAAUCCGAGGAACGGAAGCGCAACGUCACUCGCUAACUCGCAAUCCUCUCCUUCCCCCCCCUGGUCCCCCCUGCCCUGCCCUACCCCCUGGGAACCUCCCCUCCCUCUCUCUCUGUCUCGCCGUUUCCGCGUCCCCCCUCCUGUCACCCUUGGAACCCACCCUCUUUCCCCGUUCGGGUCCAACCCCGACACGACCCGAAGAACCUCAGGCGCGACCCCGGCCGCCGGACCUUUGCCCUCUCUUGUCGCCUGUACGCCCGCUUUGUCGCCCGCCGUCUUCACGUGCUUACAACACUACCCUCUUACCGCUCCUACUCGUCGUCGUCUCCGUUACCACUCUCUCCGCACGCUUCUUCGGCGUCCGUAUCCGUCGCCUCCUCCCCCGGCGUCCUGUCCACGGAAUUUCGAAAUAACCGACUCGCGCGUCGCCGUUCCUCCCGGUCCCGGCAGGACGGCGCGUAAGGGUUUCCUCCACCUUUCCACGCACGGAGCGGCCCUUCUUUCUCCCCCCUCCAUCUUCUCCCGCUUCAUCGGCAGCCCGCCGUGGUGAACGAACACAGUCCUGCACCAGCUCCUCCAGCUCUAUACGACCACCACGACCGUCUCACCCUACUCCUUCCAGUAGACUCGCCGUCGCGAGACACACGCGCUGGGUUUGAAACCGGCUUGAAGGACGCCACGACCGGCUUUUCGAGACACGCAUACGUAGACGAAUACGUACAUACCCACACACGUGCGAUCCAGUACACCCUCAGCGGCGACCAACUGCCUGUGUGUGCAUAAAGGAAGGGAGAUACUCGUGCAAAAGCGUCUAGAGAGCACGUACUUCUUGGUCGACGUUUAGCUUCGAAGGCUUUCAAGCUUUGCUCGACUACUACUAUUACUACUGCUACUACCACCACCAUCACCACCAUCACCACUACUACUACGCUCGGGCUACGGCUUCUCAAGUGUGGCGCGCUGCAAGAUCAAGGGAGGACAGAGGAAAUAGAGUGAAUGAGGAGUCGAUAGACGAGAUCGACGACCUACGACGCCGCCUUAUCACGAAGCCAAGAGUAGCGCCUGAUCCCGCCUAAAAUCGACCGGUGCCUAAUCGCUGUCGAUAUAUACAGCUUCACCUUUUUCGCUUCUUCUCUUUUCCCGGUGAGAUAUCUCUCCAUCCUCCCUCGCCUGUAUACACUUAGCUUUCACACCCUCCCGGAGAUUAUCGUGCGGCAAGCGCGUGCGCCAUCGCCACCAUCAAAACACGGCCUACGAAAGAGGGAGAGAGAGUAAAGAAUUUCGCAAAAUCGCGAAUCAUCGACAACGCCUAAGCCGGCAGCCGCCGCGCUCCUUCGGUUAAUCCUCGUCGGGAUCCGAUAUCAGGCGAGAGAGAGAGAGAAAGAAACGGCGAUAAGCCACGCUCGAAACAGCCGACGUUGCUGAUAAACGCGUGAGUCUUCGCGUGACGAUUCGACAUAUCGCGCGACGACCACGACGACGCGAGCCAAGCGCGACUUCGAGGUGAGGAAGAACGAAGUUUCGCGAGACGCGGUGAUUUUCCACGCGGAAGAUCUACACGCAGGAAGACAGCUGCGGGUCAUCGUGUACAUGGGACAUUAAGAUCAUCGCAUCGCGCUUAAACGGGAGAUCUUCUGCCGUAAGGUAUACAAGUCUCAAGUAGUUGCAUGACUCCGAGGCACACGCGGGAUUUCGCGUACAGUGUGUGCGAGUGAAGAAGGUGAGAGAGGGAGAGGGAGAGUGGGAGAGGAAGGGAGAGAGGAAGGGGUGAGUGAGCGAGUGUACGUGAGCGAGUGGUGAGAGAGGCUGUGUGACGAGACGAGGCGAAAGUGGUGGAACGAAAGGGUUCAGUACCGGACGCCGCGAAAUCCCGUGAACAAGUGCCGACGAGUUCGUGUCGCGAGGUGGUCGUUACUCCAUAAAACCGAAACGUCUAUAUCCUUGGCUAAGAUCAGUCGACGCGAGUGCACGCGACCGAAAAGGAGCCGAUCAUCACGAGGAAGAGUUUAGAACGGCAGAGAGAGAGGAAAAAAAAAGAGGAGAGUUCGGAUUACUACUCUCUCACGGUAGAGGCCAACGGACGGGGUCUCUCGGUCUUCCAAGAGUGGAAGAAUGGCAAUGGUCAGCAUGAAUAACCUACUGAACGGCAAGGACUCGCGUUGGCUGCAGCUGGAGGUUUGCAGGGAGUUCCAGCGCAACAAGUGCACCAGGCCCGACACGGAGUGCAAGUUCGCCCAUCCGCCGGCUAACGUCGAGGUGCAGAAUGGACGGGUGACCGCCUGCUACGACAGUAUCAAGGGCCGGUGUAACCGAGAGAAGCCACCUUGCAAGUAUUUCCAUCCCCCACAGCAUCUGAAGGACCAACUCUUGAUAAACGGGCGCAACCACUUAGCGCUGAAAAACGCGCUGAUGCAGCAGAUUCAGCAGGGCCUCACGCCGGGUCAGCCUCUCGUGCCCGGGCAGGUACCCGCAGUGGAGGCACCAGCACCUCCGGCACCACACCAUCACCUUCAACAGCAAAUCCAGCAGCAACUUCUCGCUACCCACGCCUUUAUGGCGACGAACCCGUACCUGACCGGUAUGCCGCAGGUUGGCAAUACGUACAGCCCGUACUUCGCGCCCAGCCCGAUAAUGCCGGCGAUAAUGGGCCCGGCGGACCCAACGGGCGUCGGCAGUCCGCUCGGCGUGGUACCGCAGACAGUGGCGAUGCCGCAGAAGAUGCCACGUACCGACCGCCUCGAGACGGCGACGAUGCCGACGAACGUGACGGGAAUGGGUACGUUGGCUGGCGGAGUAUCAGGAGUGCCGGCAACUGCGAUGCCCGGAGGACUUCAGAGCGCCAGUAUGGCGAGCAUCGAGCUCGGCAAGAAGCGGAUGCGCGACUCCAACGAUGAUCUGCUAAUGAUGGACAUGAAGUCUGUCGGGUCGUUCUACUACGAGAACUUUGCCUUCCCAGGGAUGGUUCCGUAUAAACGACCGGCGGCCGACAAGUCCGGCGUGCCGGUCUAUCAGCCUACCGGUGCGACGACCUAUCAGCAGUUAAUGCAGCUGCAGCAGCCCUUCGUGCCUGUGUCAUGUGAGUACACUGGAACACCACCCCUACCCACUCAAACCUCUAACCAAUCGGUCGUGCAACCCCCGAACGUGCAAAGCAACCACCACGCGAUGGUGGUGCAAUCCUCCUCCUCCCAGGGAGCCGCUGGCGCCACAGUCAAUAACUGCGCCGACGCCAACAAUGGCGUACUGAUGGAUCCCUGCAACAAUCCACCGCCGCCACCUCCGACCGCUGACAAUAACAGUAACAAUAGUAACGGCAAUACCAAGCAGCCGGUUACCACGCAGAAUCACGAUGUCGAAAAUGCGCGUAACUCCCCCGAAUUGAAUCAUUCGAGCCCAUCGUCACUGCAGCAGCAACAACAACAGCAGCAGCAGCAACAGCAGCAGCAGGUACAGCAACACCAACAGCAGCAGCAGCAAAUUAGCCAGCUGGCGCUGCCACCAGCGAUGAGUCCGUUGACCUCGAUGGCCAGCCUGACCUCGAUGCCUAACAUGAUGAACAUGGCCUCGAUGGCUUCCAUGGUCUCCAUGGCGAACAUGUCACCGAUAACGAACAUGACCUCUGUGGGCAAUUAUAAUGCCUCCAACAUGGCGAGCCUAAAUAUGCUCAACAGCCUCGGGAUGGCCUCCGGAUUACCAGCCCCUCUCGAUCCAGCGGCGCUCGCCAAAGAGGUCGCCCAGAAAAACUAUGCUAAAGCCAUCAAACUCUCGCAGGCCUCGCAGUCUUACGGCAUCGGCCACCUCGCCGCGCUUAAUUACACUGGCGUCGCUCUGAACAAACAAAACCUCGUGAAUCCCGCGGCGGCCGCCGGGAAUCACGCGAUGACAGCCAGUCUGCAAGCCACCGCGGCGACUCCCAGACCCGUCAUCUCGAGUCUGGCCGGUAUCCCGGGCGCCUUGACCUCACCGCUGUCCGCGGGUAUCCUGGCGUACUCCAGACCGCCGCCCACAGCGACCCCCCAUAUAAAUCCAUAUUCUGCCCUGAUCAGGCAGCAGAUCUUGCCGAAUCCGUACGUCCAAGCGUCGAUACCCGGCGCCGCGACCGUACAGACCAAUCCCUAUGUCCAGAAUCCGUACGCCGUUCUACCUGGAGUAGCCAGUGUACCCGGGGUAGCGGCGGGCGUCGCGGCCGCGGGUGUACCGCAGAUACCGCAGAUGGGCAAUCCGGCGACGAUAGCGGCGCAGCCGCAAGUAGCGAUCCCCGUGAGCUCCGGGGUGAUCAUGCAACCGUACAAGAAGAUGAAGACGUCGUAAAGACGUCCCUUGCCUACCGGCUCGGGAGGACUCGUCUCUUCUCACGAGAGUGCCGUUCCUUCCUUCGGGCACCUUCCAUUCUCUCCCUCGCGCGAACGAGCGAACGAUUCCGCGAUAGUCGCUACGGAUGAUAAUCGCCGCUACCGAUCGCGGUAGCGGUGUAUUUUAGAUAAUUCUAGAGUAUCUUUACGAUUAGCGUUCAAUUGCGGGGACGAAUGACAACCGUAACAAUUAUUACGAUCUAAAUAGAUCUCGCGCAAUUGUAUUUUCGUAGUUUCGUAGUUUCAGUCUCAGAUGAAGUCUAAGAUGAAAAACGGCUGUUUAGAAAUAAUAGCGUUUGUGGAAGUGAGCUUUUUAAGAUUGAUAAAAUACAUCAAAUCUAUAAAAUUGAGCUAUAUGAAUAUUUGAUACAUUAGUUUACAGUAAUUCAGUGGGAAUUAGUUCUAGAAUGUUUUACUUUUCGGCAUAAAUUACAUAGUGGAGAUUAGUGAACUUCUUGUCAUACGUUGUUAUUUGAUUUUUCUAUAUUUUGCUGAUUGAAAAAGUGUAUUAAAGAUAAAGAGAGAAGAAAGAAAGAGAGAAUAUA